Molecule: messenger RNA, 4128 nt
Organism: Camellia sinensis
Lineage: Eukaryota; Viridiplantae; Streptophyta; Magnoliopsida; Ericales; Theaceae
Source: RefSeq, a predicted model, not a curated record
AAAACCAAACACUACAUGAGGCAUAACCAAAAAUCUCAUGAGUCAUAACUAAAAUGUUGUCUUAAUUAAAAAAGAAAAUUGGUAAUAACUAAAAAUAAAAAUAAUAUAACUAGGAAUGCAUAUGAUAUAUCCCUUUCAAGGAGGUGUAUACUAGAAUUUCCCAAAAAAGUAAUUAUUCUAAAAUUUAUUGAUUCAUAGAAUAACUACAAAAAGACAAAUAGAAUAAAGAAAAAAUACCUAUCAGUGGUACUAUUAGAAAAUUAUUACAUAUUCUUGAAAAAGUAUAUAAUUUUAAUCAUUAAUAUGCAUAAAAUUUAUCAUUUAUUUAUAAUCUUUUUAAAAAAAUCUACACAUAAUUAAAACUUCUCCUAAAAUAAAAGUAAAUGAUAGAACCUAUAGAGGGACAAAGUGGAGUUAGACUAUUGUUAGGUCCCAUUUGAUUUCAAAGAUAUAUUGGAGGGAAUUAAUAGUGAGAAGAUUAAUAGUGAGAGAAUUGUUAGUGAGAGAAUUGAUAGUAAGGGAAUUAAGUAAAAUUCUGUUUGUUUUGAUAAUAGUUAUUAGUGUGGGGAUUGUUAAAUUAUUUUUCUAUAAAAUGAAUGUAAAAUAAUAAAAUAAAUAAAACCAUGGUUUUUACUCAACAAAAAAAAAACAAAACAUUAAACAUUAAUGUUCAAAAUGUGCUGCCCAACAAGUAAAAAUAAUAAUAAAAAAAAAAAUUGCACUUGGUCGGUUCAGUGGCCAGACAUCCGACUGGAUGAUCAGUAACACCCUAAGCCAAAUGGACUAUUUUCUAUUACCAUCUCCCAGCUCAGACUCCUAAUCUGUUCACUCAAGGCCUUUCGUAGUCCGAAGGGGACUAUGAAUCCAGAGCUCACUUUGCAAAAUAAACAUGAUAUUGUCUUAUUGUAAUCCUCACUAACAAUUCACCACGAGCUGCUAUAACCGGAAACAAAUGGGCCCAAGUGAUAAUAUGGAUGUAUGUGAUGGUUGCAUUAACAAGUGAGGAGAGAAAAAGUGAAAAGUAAGAGAUUAGAAAAGAAAUGGAUAGGGAGACUGAUGCGUAGUGCCUGCACAUGUAUUUAUUUAUUUAGAUAAAUUGCAUUUACACUCUUGAGGUUUGCUUUUAAUAUAAAUCCCUCCCUCGCAUUUCAGAAAUCACACUAAACCUCCUGUCAAUUUUUUUCACUUAACAGAAGUUACAAAAAAACAAAAAAAAAAAUGUGUAAGAACUAUAAUACCCUCAAUUGAAGAUUUGAUUUUACUAUAUUAUCAACCUGCCCAACCAUCACCAUUUAAACAAUCUUCAUCACGAGCUCUGUUAGUUGACUUAACGGUCAACUAACGGAGGGGGCAAUUUGUAAUGAAACUUUAACCCUUAGGAAAGUGUUGUAAUUUCCAAAAUGUGAGGGAGAAUUUGUAAUAGAGUCAAACCUUGAGGAGUGUUGGUGUAAUUUACCUUAUUUAUUUUUUAAAUUUUAUCUUUGAAUAAUAGUGAGUUGAAAUUGGGAAAUUUUAGAAUAAGACCCCCAAAUGUGUUUAUAAUGAUGUCACAAAGAAGUAGAGCCCCACAUGAUUGAAUGUAUGACAAAUCAAAAUCGACACUCAUCAGUCCACAUCAUUAUGGAUGAAAUUGUGAAUAAUUUAUUAGAGGUCUCACAUAUUUUUUGAAAUUUUAUAAUGCACACACCUUUUUGUUUGUGUAUCAUAUAAUUAAUUAUGAUUUUUAUAAUUUUAGGUUAUAAUUUAUUGUAGUGGUGAUUCUAAUUUGAUUAUGACUCAUUAUGAUGUGUGUUAGUUAUUAUUUAUUGUGGUUUUUGCUUAAAAAAUGAUAUACAAGUCGACUUUGUAAACUAAUUUUUUAGAUCCAAUGAUAUGUAAAUGAUAUGAUUGAUUGAUGAUUUGGAAAAAUAUGAGAAAUAGUUUUGCAUUAGAUAUUCUAAUUGAUUGCCACAUCAUUGGGCUUGAAAAGUGAAUAUAUUAUUUGGACUUAAAAUAGCAAUGCUCUUUUUAUUUUGGUUAUGACCGAAGAGAUUUUGAUUAUGUCUCAAACAACGUUUGGUUAUAACUGGGGUGACCCAUUGUGAAUUUGAUUACAACGUAUUGUAAUUAUUAUUUUUUGUUAGGAUUCAAAUUUUUUUUAACUAUGCCUCAAAUAAAAUUUAAUUAUAACUUCUUGCAUCAUGAUUAAAAGUCAUUUAAUUAUUCAGACCAUAAAUAUAACACAUACCAAAAUAUUGAAAAAAACUGGUUAAAGAAAACUCAAAAUUGAAGAAAAUGGCAAAGAUUGGGAUAAACUUCUCCUUUUGUGUGUGGCAUUAUCGUUCCUCGGGUUCGGGUAUGGCAAUAAGAAAGCUCCAAAUUGACAAAAAUGGCUACUCUGGCAAGGCAUUAAUGCUCUAUUCUUGUGCAGAGCAAUAUAUUAUGUAUAUACAUAUCAUGUGUACUCUCAUAUUGAUAUCCAAAGUAAAUGCUCUAUUCUUGUGCACAACAAUAUAAUAUGUAUAUACAUAUCAUGUGUACUCUCUCUCUCUCAUAUUGAUAUCCAAAGUAAAUGCCUUGAUCUUCUAUAAAUAGAGGUGAUCAUCUUGUUAGUUUCAUAUAAUUCUUGUAUUUCUCUCUGUCUCUCUUUGCCUUGUUCUUCUUCCUCUGAACAUGGCAGCCAUUGUUAGCCUUUUGUUGCUCUGUGUUUGUUCCUGCUUCAUCUCCCUCUACGACGCACAAGCAACUAUCCCGCUCGUUCCGGCACUGUAUAUCAUUGGAGAUUCGACCAUCGAUGGUGGGAACAGGCUUACUAGCAGAACACCUUACGGAAUUGACUUAAACACCACAACACCAAUACGCUGGACCAAUAGCGAGACCAUUGCUGAUUUUGUUGCAAUCUUCCUCGGGUUGCCCCUUGUUCCACCCUACAUUGAUUUGUCCAAAGCUGGAAUAUCAAGAAUGGGUGUGAACUACGCAUUUGCAGGCUGUAGUAUACUGCCACAAAUUGGUCAGAAUGGUUGGAGUUUGGAUGGUCAGAUUGACAAGUUCAAUUCAACUCUGAGAAAUAAUCUGACCAAAAUGUUCAGUAACCCGGACCUCCUCCAGCAUGUGAAAAACUCAGUUUUUUUUGUUUUCUUUUGGCAUCAAUGAUUAUGUCCAACUCUAUCUUUCCAAGAACAGUGGUACCCUAAGCAAAUUGUCUCUUGAUGCCUUUGCACAAUUCCUCCCAAAUGAACUGUUAGUGGGAUUGACGGUAAGAUGUUCACAAGCUUUAUAAUUACAGUAAAGUGUGUUUAUCUUAUUCUGAAACAUGCAAUAAUAAGUAUUACACUGAAACCGAUACGCUAUGUUUUACAGACAUUAUAUGGAUGGGGGGCAUGAAAAUUUCUGUUUAACAACAUUUGGCCAUUAGGGUGCACACCAUUGUAUGCCAAUGUAUCGGACCCUCUGGCUAUUUGUUGCAAUGAGACAAUUAACCAGUUAGUCCGUCCGUACAACAACAAGCUUCCUGUGAUGCUCAAGGAAUUACAGUCCAAUCUUUCUGGUGCCGUGUUCUCUCACUCCAAUGACUUCGAGUUUGUGGAAGACUUGAAGGAGAAUCCAACUAUGGUAAUAUGAGAGUACUACAACUACUACUAGAGAGGAAGUUUUUGCUUUCGAAAUUGCUACCAUUCUCAUUCCAUCGGGGUCAAGAGGUAACAAAUACUACAAGAGAGUGACAUCCCACGUUAACCGAUUCUCUCUGCUCAAAUAGAGAUCAAUAUCUCUAUUUUGAUUAUUUUCACACUACCCAAGCUGCAAACCAUGUCUUCUCUUUGAAUUGCUUCAAUGGAAUACUUUGCUCCCCACUCAAUAUCAUACAACUCGUGGGGCCCUAAGUCUAGUGAUAUUGUGUUUGGUUGGUUAUGCAUGUGAUGGGUUUGUGUUGACGCAUGUAAUGGCGUUGUUAAGAUAGUUAAUAAAAUAGUUAUUUGUAGCUCUACUUCAUUUAUGUAAUGGCUUUUAGUUAUUGAAAUGGUAUUUGUGGCUCCACUUUAUUAUACGUGUAAUGGCUUUUAUUAAUAUAUAAUUAAUGAAAUGAUAUUUGUGGCUCUACUUUAUUAAUAUAUAGUUAAUAAAAUGAUAUUUGUGGCCCAACUUUAUUAA